Molecule: messenger RNA, 1008 nt
Organism: Cotesia congregata
Lineage: Eukaryota; Metazoa; Arthropoda; Insecta; Hymenoptera; Braconidae
Source: the annotation of a GenBank genome assembly
AUGACUCAUGGUAUUUACAUUAUUUUAAGGGAAAUAAGAGAUGAUGAUGACAUUGUAGCAACAUUGAAUUUAGCAAAAUUAAAUCAAUCUCAAGUAAAGAAAAUUUGUCAAGUCUUGGAAUACCAGCAUGGCGCUAGUGAUAUUAAAUUGUUAGAAUUGGAUGAUCACAUGCUAGAAACUCUUGAGCAAGGAAAAACUUUAUUUUUCAAAGGAGAAAAAAACGAUGCUGUACUUUUGUGUACUGACACUCGUACGUACAAAAUUGAAGAAGCUGAAACAUCGAAUUCUUUGUUACUAUGCCCAAAUUUAAAGUUUGCAAAAGAUCCUUCGUCUUUCAAGGGACCAGAGUAUGAAAAGUACAUUGAAAGAGAUACACUUUAUGAUUGGGAUAGACUUUUCAGCAGUAUUCAAGCGAGUGAAAAAGAAUUGAAACACGCGAUAACUCAAUUUUCUAUUUCAAUACUUGAUGGCUACUAUAGAUUAAUUUCAUUCGAAUUUGAAAGCAAAGCCCUGACACUGAUGCUAGAUUUUAUGGAAGAAAAUUCUUGGAAAAUAAAUUCAGUAAAUAAAGAAGAAACUUAUGAGGCUUUGCAAGAUUUAAUACCAAGACCAAUAUUUGAUACUAUUUUUGAUAAAUAUGCUGUAAAAAAUAGUGACGAUGAUUUGUAUACUUAUGAUGAGGAAAAUGUGUGCAGACGUUUGGCUGAAGUUUUACUGGCUAGCUCACCUGUUAAUGACUAUGAUCGGUUUAUGGAAGCUUGGAAAUUGGCAACUCCUGAUAGUAUUAAUCCGAAAUUAGAAUACUUAUAUGGUACUGCAGUUAUUGUGUGGAAUGCUGAAAAACAGAGAAAAGAUAUUGUAUCGUUUCCUGAAUCAAAACUUUCAAGCGACGUAGUAAAAAGAUUUAAAGAGUUGUUUGAAGUUAAAAAUAAAUGGACUGCUGAAGAAAUCAAGCCUUAUUUAUUUUGGUUUAAACGUUACUAUGUUGUGUGGAGUGACGGUAUGUAG